This is a messenger RNA of Penicillium taxi, 474 nucleotides long. RefSeq lists its product as uncharacterized. The transcript has 4 exons. Bases 1 to 474 code for a protein of 157 amino acids. The record is from RefSeq and is a predicted model, not a curated record. NCBI's taxonomy places the organism in Eukaryota, Fungi, Ascomycota, Eurotiomycetes, Eurotiales, Aspergillaceae.
AUGGACCCCGUAAUGAAUACUCUCGGAGAGGAUGAUCAAAUGAAGGAUCGAAUCCUUUUGAGAGACAAUUUCAAAGGAGCAGUAUCAGAACCACUGAAAGUACUUGAGUCUAAGCCAGAAACUACCUACACUAGCGAUGACCUGGCUAGCCUUGUUUCACUGAGUCAAAUUUCUGUUUUUCAGCCUUUCCCACUGGACGAGUUCAAAAAGUUCACCCUCGAGCCUAAUGACGAUGAUAGCACCUACCACAACUUUCUCGAAAUAUAUGACCGUCCAUCUAAAUCUCAAGCUCGUCGGGACUAUCUAAGAGCAGAGGAUGUCAUCAAAGGGAGAGGAGAGUAUGAUAUCUUUGAGGAGCACGAUUCAUGGCAGGAUUACAUCCACCAGAGUUCCUCUUUAGAUCGCCCCGUGGCCUUCCACGCUGCAGAAUUCAUUCAAACUGAGAGUGGAUAUCAGAGACGAUACACCAAGUAG